Molecule: messenger RNA, 2626 nt
Organism: Hypomesus transpacificus
Lineage: Eukaryota; Metazoa; Chordata; Actinopteri; Osmeriformes; Osmeridae
Gene: rpa1
Product: replication protein A1
Biological process (GO): meiotic cell cycle; double-strand break repair via homologous recombination; telomere maintenance via telomerase
Cellular component (GO): nucleus; DNA replication factor A complex
Molecular function (GO): single-stranded telomeric DNA binding; damaged DNA binding
Source: RefSeq, a predicted model, not a curated record
GCCACUCAGACAACACAACACUGAGAAGCGUGACGCAAACUGAAGUGAAAUUAUUCGCGCAACGUAAAAUAUAAUAUCCUAGAAUAUAAACUCAACAAAAACAUGACUAUCAAGCUGACAGAAGGCGCAAUAGAGGCUCUGACCAAAGGCAGUGACAUUAACAGUCCAAUACUUCAAUUAUUGAACAUCCGUAAGAUCGAUGGAGGUAACGGGCCUGUCCGCUUUCGCCUCAUGAUGAGUGAUGGACUGCAUUCAAUGUCUUCUUUCAUGCUCUCCACCCAGCUCAACCCCAUGGCCGAGGACAACCGGCUGGCCCCCAACUGUCUCUGCCAGCUCAAGAGGAACGUCACCAACGUCCUCAAGGACGGACGGCGUGUGGUGGUUAUUCUGGACAUGGACGUGGUGACACCUGCAGAGGAGGUCGGAUGCAAGAUCGGAGAACCCACCCCCUAUACAGAAGGCCAGAGUAAAGCCCCCCCAGCAGCCUCUAACCCCCCUGUACGGCCUCUACAGCCUCAGAAUGGCAGUGAUGUAGCCCCCAUGCACAGAGGUCCCAACAAAGACUUUGUCAGGAAGGCCCCCCCUGCAUGCCCCAACACCCCCGGGGGCUCCUCCAAGGUGGUGCCCAUCGCCAGCCUCAACCCCUACCAGUCCAAGUGGACCAUCCGGGCCCGGGUCACCAACAAGAGCGGCAUCCGUACCUGGAGCAACUCCCGCGGCGACGGCAAGCUCUUCUCCAUGGAGAUCGUGGAUGAGAGCGGAGAGAUCCGAGUAACCGGCUUCAACUCGGAAGUGGACAAGUUUUACAGCCUGAUCGAGACUGGCAAGGUCUUCUACAUCUCCAGGGGCUCCCUGAAGAUCGCCAACAAGCAGUACUCGUCCCUGAAGAACGACUACGAGAUGACCCUGAACGGAGACUCCAGUAUCGUGCCCUGCGAGGACAGCCACGACGUUCCCAUGGUGCAGUGCGACUUCGUCUCCAUUGCCGACCUGGAGACCCGCGAGAAGGACAGUGUCCUAGAUGUGAUCGGCGUGUGUAAGAGCGUGGACGAAGUGACCCGCCUCACCACCAAGACGAGCCGCGAGGUAUCCAAGAGGACCCUCAACCUGAUGGACAUGUCUGGGAAGGUGGUGUCUGUCACGCUGUGGGGAGAAGAGGCGGAGCAGUUUGACGGCUCGGGGCAGCCUGUCCUGGCCAUCAAAGGAGCCAAGCUGUCGGACUUUGGAGGGCGCUCCCUCUCUGCUUCCUUCAGCAGCACUCUCAUGGUCAACCCCGACAUCCCAGAGGCCUACAAGCUCCGGGGAUGGUAUGACAAGGAGGGCCAUGCCAUGGAAGCUCAGUCUCUGACGGAGAUGAGGGGAGGAGGAGGAGGAGGAGGAGGAAACACAAACUGGAAGAUGCUGUCUGACAUCAAGACUGAACACCUGGGGCAUGGAGACAAGGCUGACUAUUUCAGCUGCAUCGCCACCAUAGUGUACCUGCGUAAGGAGAACUGUCUGUACCAGGCGUGCCCCAGCCAGGACUGCAACAAGAAGGUGGUGGACCAGCAGAACGGGCUCUUCCGCUGUGAGAAGUGCGACAAAGAGUUCCCCAACUUCAAGUACCGCCUCAUCCUCUCUGCCAACAUUGCAGAUUACGGGGACAACCAGUGGGUGACGUGCUUCCAGGAGAGUGCUGAGGCCAUCCUGGGUCAGAACGCUGCCUACCUGGGGCAGCUCAAGGACUCGAAUGAAACAGCCUUUGAGGAAGCCUUCAACCAGGCUAACUUCCAGACCUUCGUGUUCCGGAGCCGAGUCAAGAUGGAGACCUACAACGACGAGUCCAGGAUCAAGGCGACGGUGAUGGACGUCAAACCCGUGGACCACCGAGAGUACAGCAAGAGGCUCAUCAUGAACAUCAGGAAGUCCGCUGCCCAAUGAGGAGCCUCUCGCCCUGAUGCUCUCCUCUCCUCACUGGCACACGCCACCCCCCUCCCCCUCUCCCCCUCACACACACAGUCAGACCACCCUGUCACACCACCAUGGACCAGCUCAAACAUGUUACCCCCACCCCUCCCAAAGUAAUUUUCCUUUCUUUUCUUUGUGUCCAGUGCAUAUGCUGUCCAGGAACCCCCCCCCCCCUCCUCUAUCUAGGUGAUAGUGUCAUGGGACUCCCCUGUCAUGUGACGUUUACCAGUCAGAUCAUGUAGGAAGGGAGAGGGACUGAGGGAGGACAAGUGGACUUGGAGGAAUCCUUUCUUUUCCCCCUGUGUUGGUGUGUCUUAAGCCUGCCAGCCGUCGCUGCGUGUGUUUUCCGGUCAGGCAGGCCUUUGGCUGCCUCCAGCAGCACCCUACGGAGCGGGCCCUCUCUCCCCCCCUCCCUCUCUCUCUACCUUAGUCACAAGGUCUGGGAUGGACCUGCACACCCCUGAUAAGACCGUUUAUCCCUCCUCACCCCCUCCCUCCCUCACCCUGUGCACACACGUUGGCAGACCUGAACUGCACUGCACUGUAUUUAUGUAGAUACAAGCUUUUUGUCAUUUUCUGUACUAUUGACAAGGAUGUUUUUUUUUGGGGGGGGGGGGAGAAAGCAGAGUGCGCACUGGCCAUGUCUCUAUUUUGAAAAACUCCAAUAAAAAUGGUUGUA